AGUGACAGUGGCAAUCAGUGUCUGUUCCAUUAAAAAUUUCAAUUUAUGCAAAUACUAUGUACAAUUCUGUCACCUGAGAAGCGCGAGCUCAUAGGCUGGCCUGGCCCCAUUUGGGGUCGAAGUUCAAAGUAAUGACGUUCCACCGACGAAUCAAAUAUGGAGUCUAUCUUUCAUGAGAAACAAGAGGGCUCCCUAUGUGCCCAGCACUGCCUGAACAACCUGCUUCAGGGCGAAUAUUUCACUCCCGUGGAGCUGUCUUCUAUCGCGCAUCAGUUAGAUGAGGAGGAGAGAAUGAGAAUGGCAGAGGGAGGAGUAACCAGUGUGGAAUACAGAACAUUCCUACAGCAACCUUCUGGAAACAUGGAUGACAGUGGCUUCUUCUCAAUACAAGUCAUCAGUAAUGCUUUAGGGGUAUGGGGCUUGGAGCUGGUCCUCUUCAACAGCCCAGAGUAUCAAAGACUGAUGAUCGACCCAAUAAAUGAAAAGGCAUUUAUAUGCAACUACAAGGAACACUGGUUUACAGUACGAAAACUAGGACAACAGUGGUUUAAUCUGAACUCCUUGUUGACGGGCCCAGAGCUGAUUUCAGACACAUAUUUGGCUCUUUUUCUAGCACAGUUACAGCAAGAAGGGUACUCCAUAUUUGUGAUCAGAGGGAACCUUCCGGACUGUGAGGCAGAGCAGAUUCUGCGCAUCAUGAGGGUAGAGCAGCGGCAGCGACCCAAGCUGAUUGGAGAAGAAGCAGCCCAGUCUAGCAGUGGCCAAGCAUUUGCCGAACGGGGCACAUCAAUGCAGCAGAUGUUGGAGGUGGGGCAGGGUCUGGAAGAGGGCGUGAUUGACGAGGAUGAGGAGGAAUUACGGAAGGCCCUGGCCAUGAGUCGACAAGACAUGGAGGUGGAGGACGAAGAAGCCGAUUUGCGCCGGGCCAUUCAGCUCAGCAUGCUUGGUGCAGCUGGGAGCAGUCAAGCCCCUGAGACCAGAGAUGAGGGUACAGUCCAGAUUGCAGGGUCCACUCCCAAUGAGAAACUGACUGCUGAAGAACUGCGUAAGAAGAGGCAGGCCUAUUUUGACAGGCAGUCCCAACAGCAAGCUCAGACCCCCACACCACAACAAGCGCAGACACCCACACCACAACAACCGGACAGCAGAAGCACUGGAGCACUGGCAGGUGGUACAGAAUCAGAAGAGAGCAGCGACAAGCAGGAGACUGAGAAGAAGCCCAGCCAGUGAGGAGUGGGCCAAGCUCAAUCAAGCCCAAGAUUGACCACUCUCUGCCAUGCCCGUUCUCGCGCUGCCACGCCCCUUCGUGAGGGCCAGCCUCUCCCCCUCUCCCCCUCCGUAUAUAGACAGACAGCCAAUCAGGUUCUGAGUUUCGCGUGCAUAUUGUAGACAGAGAUAAGAAAUCAAACAGUAGAAUAUGUUAUUUUGCCAUUAUGGUGUGGAGGGAGGGGAGGAUCGGCUUCUGUUAGUUAUUCCAAGUCUGCGGUGGCCUUCUACCACAGCGCCUUCAAUUUCUAUUUAUUUUAAUUUAUUUAAUUGUCAUUCUCUUUGGGGGAAGGCGGAGUGGAGUGUGUGAGCAGAAACACAGAUGAGCGUGGCUCUGUUGCUGAGCACGGAAGGCCCAGGGGUGAGACUGGAGCCCAGAGGAUGAGAGGGAUAUAAUGGGGUGCAUUCCACCAGCCCCCAUGUCAUGGGACCAUUUUGGGAUUAAAGGGGUGUUCAGUUAAAACCCCUCGCAUUCCUUUUUCACCGGUUCCCACCGGUUCCCUGCAAGGUCAAGAAUCUGGUGGUUUUCCAGAAAUGUGGUAUUUUCUUGGCACCAAGCGUGCUUUCAUAUAUACCAUAAGGAUUGAAAUGCUCCUCCAUUUCACACUCAGAGGGCAAAUACUGUGGCUAAUGUGGAUGAGGAGCGCGUUUAAGGCAUUAAAAUUCUGGCCCUGUCCUGAAGAGGUAGAUUGACAAACUGUAGCUUGCCAUUUCUGACAUCUACAGAUUGCAGCACAGUUUGUUGGCCCACACUUGGAAAAAGUGUGCACAAAGCAUGAUGCAUUUACAGUAGCUGUUAUUCUUCUGUUUUGGCAGUCCCAUUUUUCAACCCUUUUCACUUAUUUUCAAUCAAAUAUGUUCUUAGUAAUUACAUGAUUCUGAGUAGCAUGUUGUAAUAUUGGGAAUUUUUGUUUUGUCUGGAAACUGUCCUUUUAAUGACAGUGACCCAAUAGCAUUAACUCAGUAUGAAAAAAACACAUUUUACCACAACUAAGUGAUGCAUCAGAAGGUGACUGGCAAGGAUUCAAAUGUCAUAUUUGUAAGGACUCUAAAACAAUAGAGAAUACCACUCAACAGUCAUAUUUGAAAUAGCCUUUAUUAGCCAUUAUUACAGGAGAGUAUGUUCAGAAUGGCAGCAGUUAAGCUUGCUAAACAUUGUUUUGAAAACCUACAUUAUGCGCUGUGUUAACUUCUCUAAAAAAGAACGGAAGGAUAUCAUACUUCAAUAUCUGCAGAAAUGGUCUGUUUACAAAUAUUGAGUGUUUACAAUGGAUUUCAAGUAAAACAUUGUAGUUGCAAGAGGUGCCAACUUAAGUACCCCUUGGUUAAACAUGGUAUUACAAAAUGUCGGCAUUGAAUGUGAGAUUUGCACGCAUAGUGGGGAGUUUAGUUGGGAGUUGUUUUUGUUUGUUUGUGGGUCCAGGUUAAAUCCAUUUUUUCCGUUUUUCUUGAAUACAGAUCAGGCAUUAUUGGGACCAUGUUGAAGCUGAUACGCAAGGGCUUGUGGGUUUUAUUUCUGUGUAUUUCUUAACAUCCUGUCAUAGGUAUUAAAUGAUUUUUUUAAAUGUUGUAUUCUACUUCACUAAGUGACUAAAUGCUGCAUUUCUGCAUCUGAAACUUUUUUUUCAAUAAUUAAAAUAUCAAUUUCCCCACUGUAA
Anguilla rostrata (American eel) is the source of this 2924-nucleotide messenger RNA. RefSeq names its product ataxin 3 (gene atxn3). Gene Ontology annotation, cellular component: nucleus. Gene Ontology annotation, molecular function: cysteine-type deubiquitinase activity. Gene Ontology annotation, biological process: protein deubiquitination. NCBI's taxonomy places the organism in Eukaryota, Metazoa, Chordata, Actinopteri, Anguilliformes, Anguillidae. The record is from RefSeq and is a predicted model, not a curated record. The transcript is spliced from 11 exons. Bases 157 to 1230 code for a protein of 357 amino acids.